GCUUCUAUGACCAGGGGCUGGGAGCCCGUGACGACCCGCGCGGGACUGCCCUGACCCCGGUACCCUGCCUGCGUGAGGGGACAUGAGUGUCCCUAGACCAUUGCCCCUAGACGGGGACCGGGCAGGGCCAACCAACAGCGCGGAGGCCGGCGAGCCGACGCUGGGAUUAAGUGACACAUCUCCAGAUGAAGGGUUAGUCGAGGAUUUGACUGUAGAAGACAAAGCUGUGGAGCAGUUGGCAGAAGGAUUGCUUUCCCACUACUUGCCAGAUCUGCAGAGAUCCAAGCAGGCCCUGCAGGAACUCACACAGAACCAAGUUGUAUUACUAGAUACAUUGGAACAAGAGAUUUCAAAAUUUAAAGAAUGCCAUUCCAUGUUGGAUAUUAAUGCAUUGUUCGCUGAAGCGAAAUACUACCACGCCAAGCUGGUGUGUAUAAGAAAGGAGAUGCUGCUGCUUCACGAGAAGACAGCCCGGUUAAAGAAAAGAGCACUUAAACUGCAGCAGAAGAGGCAAAAGGAAGAGCUGGAGAGGGAGCAGCAGCGGGAGAAGGAAUUUGAAAGGGAAAAACAGUUAACGGCCAAACCAGCUAAAAGGACAUGAAGAGUUGUGUCUGUGUGCAUUUUCUUUCCUUGUCCCAUAUUCUAUGGAUUUGAGAGGAAGUGUGGAGUGAGGUUUCAGGUAGUGCCUUAUACCUUUAUGGUGGAUGUUUUGAAGUCCUUGUUUCAGGAUUUCUGUGCUCCAUAUCUUCUUUUCAGUCAUUCAAGAAGCCUUUCUUCCUAAGUAGUAGACACAAUAUCACUUGUUCUUAAUAUUGUAUUUUUUCAACUUCUGCUUAAUUUAAAAAUUCAUUUUAUUGAUCUUGGAAUCAUUUAUAAAGUGUAAAAUGCUUUAAGAGUCUCGAUUCAGCCAAGCACUGGUGGCUCAUACCCGUAAUCCUAGCUUCUCAGGAGGCUGAGAUCUUAGGAUCAUAUUUCAUAGCCAGCCUGAGACUCUUAACUCCC
Molecule: messenger RNA, 1002 nt
Organism: Perognathus longimembris pacificus (Pacific pocket mouse)
Lineage: Eukaryota; Metazoa; Chordata; Mammalia; Rodentia; Heteromyidae
Gene: Bloc1s6
Product: biogenesis of lysosomal organelles complex 1 subunit 6
Exons: 5
Coding region: 83-601 (172 amino acids)
Biological process (GO): intracellular transport
Cellular component (GO): BLOC-1 complex; extrinsic component of membrane; transport vesicle
Source: RefSeq, a predicted model, not a curated record